Messenger RNA from Cyphellophora attinorum, 1197 nucleotides. RefSeq lists its product as uncharacterized. The coding region runs from base 1 to 1197 and encodes 398 amino acids. NCBI's taxonomy places the organism in Eukaryota, Fungi, Ascomycota, Eurotiomycetes, Chaetothyriales, Cyphellophoraceae. Gene Ontology annotation, molecular function: protein dimerization activity. The transcript has a single exon. The record is from RefSeq and is a predicted model, not a curated record.
AUGCCUUUCUCUCGCAUGAUCACAGGUCAAGCCUCAUACACUGGUCCGAGCUACAACUACGACCCCAAUCUACAUUAUAUCAUAGACGGAUGGCACGAGCAAAAUGUGGACUUCACCGGCUAUGAGCAUACUCGACCUACUCGACUACAGCACAGCACGAGCGACAUUGUGGCAAUCGACAGUCUUCCCACGGUCCGUCGUCCUCCAUUGGGCAUGGACAAGUCUGAAGAAGGAGAGAUGUUCAGCGCUGAUCCCUACGAGUUCUCGGAACUCAUGAACGUCGAGUCGAAUACACUCUCCCCGCUUGACAUAUCGAGUGCUUCAUCGGUUCGAAGUAGCUCACUGUCCGGAGUCGAUCCAAACAUAUGUCCAGCCUACCGAGCAGCUGGCACGAAUGCUACCAACUUUGUCUCCGAAAAGGUGUGCCCUUUACUAUCCGGGGACACUGAUGUGUGCGAUCCAUCACAGUGCGGGCCAGAUGCACCCUGUAUGAACUUCACCAGUUUGCCGGCUAUCGAAGAAUGCGUUCCAGCACCUCGUAUCCGUCCAUCAGACCUUGCUCAAGGUCCGCAUUUGCGGUCACCACUUCGGACAUUCUUUCGCCUGCGACGGCCCAUAUCGGUUGAUCGGAGACGUGAUCCAGCGCCAAUAUCUGUCAGCGGUGAAGACUCGAAGCCUGCACCCUCACACCGGCCGGCGGCUAAACGCGACCCAUCUGCGCCUGGGAAGACAGUUUCACGAACAGACAAAAAGCAGCGAGCAAAGCAAGCCCAUUCGCUCGUGGAGAAGAAGUAUCGCGAAAAUCUCAACACCAAGCUCCAACUACUACACACCACCAUCCAGAAUGCCCAGUACCGUCCGAAUCGGCUCAACAAUGCAACGAACGAUGAUUCGGACAUUGAUUCCGCCGACGAUGAAGACUAUGUAGGCCACGACAUCAGACCGCGAGCAAAGAAGGCACCGAGUAGCGAUAGCGGCUACCCUACACCAACCAAGUUCAAGAAAAGUGAGGUGCUAGAUGACGCUAUGAAUUAUAUCAAUCAGUCGGAGGUGGAGAUGCGCCAUAUGCAGGCUGAGUUGACACGUCUGAAAGAGCAUGUGCGGACACUGGAGCGGACAGUGAAAAUGACAGGUCAUCAUGAAGACUGCUCGCUGUCGAGGACGUGGAUUGGGCCAGGUGCACAGCAGGGCGGCUGA